AUGUCUCUCAAACGUUCGAUCCAGCCAAUGACUGUCGUCGAGCCGAGUCCGAAACCCACCCCAAUGUGCUGUUGCGGCCGCAUCUCGAGGCGGAAGCUUCUCAAGAUCCUAGCGUGGGUGCUCCCGCUGAUCUUUUUCCUCGCGUUCCUCCCGGGAAUCGUGAUCAACGUCCAUCCCAAGUCUCCCUCAGCCGCCGGAGGGCAGACCGACAUCUGCAAACCAGACAGCUACAACAUUCUGAACUACCGCUACUUCGCCGCCUCGCACAACUCCACCAAUCACGACCAGCACGUCUAUUACGCGAAUGUCAGCUUCAGCCAGUCUGCGAACUCCGGCGACGGUGGCGUCCUGAAGCCAGCCCCUUGCCACGCCAGCGAUACAACGCAACACCCUUCUGCCCUCGAUCCCGACGCUGCCUACGACACCUUCGCCGUCUACGACCGUUCUGGCAUCCGUGUGUUCGCGAUUACGUUAAGUGACGUGAAUCAGGCCGGCAACACGUUCAAUAUGUCGCUCUUCUGGAUCUGCUCGGGCAAGCCGUACACAUUCUGGACGAAUGUGACUAUUUCGCCGUACGACUGCCACGACGUCGACGACGGCAAAAUGGCUGGACGGCUUUGCAAGGGGCCGGAUGAGUACACGUUUACGGCGGAACAUGAGACCGAAGGCUGA
Messenger RNA from Mytilinidion resinicola, 672 nucleotides. RefSeq lists its product as uncharacterized. Lineage: Eukaryota; Fungi; Ascomycota; Dothideomycetes; Mytilinidiales; Mytilinidiaceae. Bases 1 to 672 code for a protein of 223 amino acids. The transcript is spliced from 2 exons. The record is from RefSeq and is a predicted model, not a curated record.